Porites evermanni is the source of this 17655-nucleotide messenger RNA. The record is from the annotation of a GenBank genome assembly. NCBI's taxonomy places the organism in Eukaryota, Metazoa, Cnidaria, Anthozoa, Scleractinia, Poritidae.
CCAAGAUUAAAGCUCACGCGGUCUAAUGCGGGUCGUAUGAUCGACAAAGAAAACCGGACAACGCUAUGAUGGAGAAGUGUUUCUUCUUUGUUGUUGCCUUUCUGAUUCAUGGAUUUGUCGACGACGGAGUGGUUUUUGGGCUAGACAAUGGCUUAGGAAGUCUUAGUUUUGCUUCGUGGAGCACGUAGCUGGCAAUUUGAUUGAUCUUCAGUUAACAGAAAGAGAAAGUGGCGGUCGGGAAAUGUCACUUUUAAUUUUUCCAUUUUCUCUUAAUCGAACAGUGGGCUGGAUGGACUGGGAAAGGUUCAGAUGCAACGUAAAUUGCAUCAAAUAUCCCAACGACUGCAUAAGGUGAGCAAUGCGUUAUAGAUAAACCUUCAUCAAAUCUAUUUUAGAUGUGUCAUUCCACAAGUUGCAAGUAACUCAGGGGUUUAUUACAACAGUUAGUAAUCAGCAGAGGUUGACUCAGACUCACACAUACACGUACAGUGUCGACAUUGGCUUUUCCGGGGGGAAGGGUUGAUCCUCACAACACCCCCGGGACACCCGGGGGUUUGGGAGGGGAUUCGUAGAGUUUGGAGAAAUAAUUUUCUUUAUGGGGUAGAGGCAGUCUUCGGUGUAUUCCAUAUUUUGUCCCACCAUUUCUUGCUUGAAUAGAACUUUCCACAUUUUUUUCCAACUUUGGCAUGGACAAAUAUUAGGGUAAAACCAUUGACUGCACUGGAAAGAGCACCUUUAAAUUAGUAAACUUGCCAAGUUUGAAAGCGAUUUGUUGAAAUCUAAUGAAGAUAUAGCUCUUCAAAGUCGCGAAAUUUUAAAGACAUUUGUACGGUGGGGGCACAAACUUGCCUCCCACCAUACAAAUGUCUGUAAAUUUUUGCCACUUUGUGGAGCUACCAUAAAAUUCCGAAAAUAAGCCCCUCCAUGUAUGAGUCCCUCCAAAUAAAAGCCCCCAAAAUCAUAAUGCAAAAAACCCUCUGCUAAAUCGCCCCUCCAAAUAUAAGCCCCCGCGGGGGGGCUUGUACUUGGAAUUUGCCCUCGAAUACAAAGUAAAACAAAGCAAAAAUGGUAAAUUUCCUUCCCACUACAAGCUAGUAGCCCAAUCGAUUUUGAAACACAAAUUUCCCCCCUUUGAUAAGCCCCUCCGAAUAUAAGCCCCUCAAAAAGGGCGUUUGAAAAAUAUAAGCCCCGGGGCUUAUUUUCGGAAUUUUACGGUACAUCUUCACUCGCUUAAGGUGAUUCCAUAGUAAAAGAACCUAACAUAGAUUGUAGCUAAAACUUGGUACACUGAUGUAACAAGUCAAGAAGAUGAUAAAAAAGUAAUAAAAAGUGGGGGUCACCGUGCUCGUUUUGACGUCACAAUGCUGACAAAUACGGCUAUUUAGGACCCUUUUACAAAAACCGUGGGCAGCCCAAAACUAGACAAAAAGGGAAGAUUUUUUCGAUGAUGCAUGUGGCAUCACACAGAAUUUGACUUUAAUGUAUUGUUAUCCACUUACGUACCAGAAAAAUGCCUUUUAAUCCCUUGUUGUUACUUUACGCUCCAAAGUAGAAUUAAAUUGGAAGCACGCUUUUCGACCCGUGAUGGCUCAAUCCGUACAAUUUAGUAAAAUUGCCAAAAAACUGAACAUAGAUUUGUGCCAAUUUUUUGCUCAUUGAAAGAAAGCACUGUCCUUAUUAAAAUCAUGAAAUAAAAAAUGGGGGUCACCGUACUCGUUUUUGCGGUAGAGCUGCAGAAAGUGCGCACGAAACGCAUUUUCUCCGAUUUUUGAGAGAGGAAUGGGGCGAGUUUCAAAAUAGAAUGUAUGUGAAAGGGGGAGGAAAGUAUUAAAAAAUCCGUUUUUACAGAAUUUACAUCGAGAUAUCACAUUUAGGACACAAUGUGAUAUAGAAAGUGUUUAAAUGAAAAUCAAAGUGAGUAAGCACAAGUUAAACACCCACUAUCGAGAUUCUCCGAGAGGAGGUCGAACUCAGCAACACGCGUACUGCUUACUUUAUGCACAUUCCCAACACACUGAGUCUCACCUCGGCAAGAAACAACAGCAAGCAAAAAUUCCAAUAGCGUUUCUCUUCAGUCAACUUCAUUUUAAUAAUAUUACUUCACAUGCUCUUUUUUACGGCGGCCAUCUUGUUAUGCGCAGUAAGAGAUGCGCAGUGCAAAACUAGGGAAUCACCUUAAGACGUAUCACUUUCAAACUUGGCAAGUUUACUAAUUUUAAGGUUCUCUUUCCAGUGGUGGCGACGUAGUUUCCCUAACUCAUCCGCUAAAAAAGUUGAAAAAACCGUGGAAGGGUCUGUUUGUUCUUAGUAUUUAAACACUUGCUCGCCAGCCUGGGGGCACCAAACCCACUGAAACAUAAAUAUGUAUGCGACAAAUGAAUUAGAAAACAAUAUGGUGAAAGGAAAACAUAAUCAAUAUGUCUCCGGCCUGGUGCCACAAAUGACUUUCCCUACGGGGAGCUUCUAGCCGAUAAACAACCUCGUCCCCAGGGCUUUUCCCUUAAACAAUGGGUGGGGCGGGAAAAGGCCCUGGCAUCGGCUGGUCACAUGUCCCCUCGUACACCUUAAAAUCCUGGGUGUAAUAAAUUAGCGCUAGGUGAAAAGCUAAAAUUAUGCGUAACCUCACAGCGCGCGAUGUUGGGCGGCCUUUUAUAUCUCUUGACGAUUAACGAUACUGGCUAUGGUAUUUUUUUGCUUUUCUCCGAUUUCGAUGAAGGGGACAGCGAGUAACAUUUAUAACAACGUUUAUAGAGCGAUAUAAGUACAUAUAAAUGACAAACAAGCUAUCGUACAUGCGUAAAGUUUGUACUGGAAAAGUCCGUUUUCGCGACUCUUCUGAUAUUUUAUUUCAUUUCUCGCGAAGUGGACCGCCGUACACAGCCUAGUUCUAUUUACCUUAACUCUCACCCAUUUUUUUAAGGGAAAAGCCCUGGGGACGAGGUUGGCCGAUAAAUAACUUACAUAUAUUCUGGCGUCUCUACCCCCAGGGAGAGGAGUUCGACUAAUAGUCGCGGGUCGCGAGUCGCGGGUCCAAAGUCGUGGUCGCGGGUCCAAAGUCGCGGUCGCGGGUCCAAUGUCGCGGUCGCGGGUCCAUUGUCGCGGUCGCGGGUCCAAUGUCGCGGUAGGGGAAAAUGAUUUGGGGUUCGAGGUAACAGCUGAGUGAAAACGACUGAUAUGAACACAAUAAAAAGGGAAAAAUCUUUUUUAUGCACGAUACUCUACGGUAGCCAAUUUACAGGUUACGGAUGUCAGAGUCAACAAAAUAAUGUCUUAAGAAAAGACCUAAAAGAAAAAGCUGGCCGACUUUUGUGUUCACCGCAAGUUUAUUUUGUUUUUCUUUCUAUCGGGCCCAGUUAUGUGUAAAUUCAGCUUUGAAUAUACUUAUGCAUAACAGUAUCUGAUAAGAAAAAUGUUACCAUAAGUUACCAUUGCUUUCUUCUUGUCGAUGAAUUGCUCACAAAUGCUUAGGGGUUCAUUUACUGAAAAAUAUGCGAUACACUUCAUAGACUACAGAUUAUAAACGUUACAACAGCUUAAAGCCUUUUUUUUAAAAAAAGCGAACUCGGGCUCAAAAAGCUACGAGUCUGUCGGUAGAAGAAACGAGAACUCUUAUAUUUAACAAAUGUUUUCGGCAAAACUGAAAGAAAAUGUAAAUAGGCGCAUGAAACUUCAUUCAAACGGUAUUCAAGGCAUGAAUUUAAUAUGGAACAAGUAAUAAUCCACAGAAAGGAGUCUGUUCUUGGAAGCAAGAUUUUCGCUUAAUGCUUUUAUUUUUACAACUGAGACGGCAACCCAGAGUGUUCAAUAUAACUUCUUGUUCUCUUCACCUAAAUGACAACCAGGACAACCUGACAAUAGGAAGCCAUUCAAAGUGCGUCUCGGUCAAAUCUUGAAAACAUGCAUCGUAAAUAACUAAGUGAGUAAGUAGGUAAGGAAAUAAUAACGCCCGAUAUCAUGAAGCUGAAAAAGAAAGUAAACCAGACACUGAAAACGGUAAGUUAUCAACUCCACCAGAGCUAAGAAAAGACAAUAAAUUAGGUAAGUAAUUCCAGAUUCCAGGUACUGGAUUCAAGUCUUUGUCAGUAGAACCAAGAGACUAUGGGCGCGAUCCAUUCAACCAAAAUUCCAACCGGUCCGACCGGGAAAAGUGGUCCACCUCAAAAUGUGGACCCGUUUUUUCGAACAUUUUCCGGUUGGACCGAACUGAUCCAUUGAGUUUUGGACCGAAAUUUCCGGAAAAUUUGGUUGAAUGGAUCGCGCCCUGUGAUCUAUUCUCUCUUGGUAGAACUUGGAUUCCGGAUUUCAAUCGUUAGUGGGAACAAACUCCUAUCUGUGGACAAGAGAGGAUAAAGCUCGUGCUUUAUCCCCUCUUUCUGUGGAUUAUUACCUGUUUCUAUAUUAAAUUCAUGCCUUGAAUACCCACUUGAAUGUACUUUACUGGCACUUCAAGCCCAACGUCUCUCCUCCUCUUUCCAGUUACUUGUGCAAAGAGUUUAUUUUGGGAGUUUGCGACCAGGAAGUUUUUCAACAAGCGUUUUCUUUAUUUUUGCCGAAAACAUUUGUUAAAAUUGAAACAGUUCUCGUUUCUUCUACCGACAGACUCGUAGCUUUUCGAGCCCGAGUUAGCCUUUUUUAAAAAAGUUUUUAAGUUGUUGUAACGUUUAUAAUUUAUAGUCUAUGAAGUGUAUCGCACAUUUUUCAGUGAAUGCACCCCUAAGAAUUUGUGAGCAAUUCAUAGACAAGAAGAAAACAAUGGUAACUCAUGGUAACAUUUUUAUCAGAUACUGUUAUGCAUAAGUACAUUCAAGCUGAAUUUAUACAUAACUGGGCCCGAUAGAAAGAAAACAAAAUGAACUUGCGGUGAACACAAAAGUCGGCCAGCUUUUUCUUUUAGGUCUUUUCUUGAGACAUUAUUUUGUUGCCUCUAACAUCCGUAACCUGUAAAUUGGCUACCGUAUAUAGAGUAUCAUGCAUAAAAACGAUUUUUUGCCCUUUAUAUUUUUUUCAUAUCACUCGUUUUCACUCAAGUACCUCGAACUCCAAAUCAUUUUCCCCUGCCGCGACAUUGGACCCGCGACCGCGACUUUGGACCCGCGACCGCGACUUUGGACCCGCGACCGCGACUUUGGACCCACGACCGCGACAUUGGACCCGCGACCCGCGACCCGCGACUAUUAGUCAAACUCCAGGGAGAGGGAUUUAGUCUAUUGGUUCAUGUACUCUUUUGUUUCACCCUAGCUAAAAACAAAUCUUAGGGUAUCCUGGUGGUCAACCCUUAAAAAAGCCAAUAAUGAGUGCAAAAUGGGUUUGAAAUUUACACAAGAAAGUGAUAAAUUGCUCUGAUUUUAAUCAUUACAGUGAACGCUUGAUUAAACAACAGGCAGACCGCCUUGCUGAGGAUGGCUAUAAAGAUGCUGGGUAUGAGUAUGUCAGCAUUGAUGUGAGUGUUGCAAUAUUUUAUUAUUAACUAAGCUAGGAAGGAUGAUGGGGUAUAGUGCAGGAACUAAAGCCAGGAGAUUACGGGGACAGGAAUUCUAAAGUACAUGAAAUAUCAGGCAUGUGCCUAAAUCAUACCAUCCAAAUUAAAAAGAAGAGCCAAAGAGUACUAGGAACAAUUGACCAGAGCUGGGUCUGAAUGUCAACAAAUUUGAUUCUGAGUGUAUCAAGGAGGUUUAAUAUAUGCCAUCACAGCAAUUAUUGUCAGUAAUAAUGAUUUAAAUAAAUAAAUGUAGUAAAAUAAUGCUAUUCAAGGCAAGAAUUCAAUUGAUUUUUCAUUAAAACUUGUGAUAAGUUGAAAAGAAGUAGUUAGUGUACAGUUUACAAAUGGGUAAUUAAUAAACGAAUUUAAAGUUUAUAUGAUUUGAUUUUGUGUAAGGAAAAGGACCUGCCUGCAUGUGGGCACAACAGACACACAUACACACAUGAUUUGAAUGCUUAUAAAGUAAAACAAAUGUUUAAGUGUGCAGUCUUCCAACCUAUAAAUAUAUAAAUUAAUUAAUAAUAAUUCAUAAUGUGCGGUUCCAGAAAAUAUCCAUACCCCCCCCGCCCCACGGAAGGGAUCGGAUUUUCCAGGGGGGAGGGGGGGUCAAUUUGCCUAAUUUUCCAGUGGGGAGGGGGGGGGGUCACCAUAGGGAAAUAUUUCCAGAGGGUUCUCGUGACGCGUAAGAGAGUAACAAAGAAAAAACACAAAAAUUUACCACGACAAUUUAUUUGCGAAGAUAUAAAACACGACGAAAGUUAAAGAGCUACUAAACCUAUGGAUUAAUGGACAUAGCGAACAUAUUUUGUCAACGUCCCUUGGCGUGACCUCUCUCGCGAAAACGUUCCUUUCGAACGGAUUUGGUAUCCGUUUGAACGGCUUGGGGUAUCCGUUCAAAAACAAUUGUCAUCCGUUCGAACGGCUUGGGCUAUCCGUUUGAAAAAAAUUGUCAUCCGUUCGAACGGCUUGGGAUAUCCGUUUGAAAAAAUUGUUAUCCGUUCAAACGGCUCGGGCUAUCUGUUCGAAAAAGAAUUUGUCGACCGUUCGAGCGACUGAAGCUAUCUGUUGAAAGAUAAAUUUUAGCCGAGUUUCCAUCCCAAAACCAUUUCGUCGCUAGCCACUCGCGUCGAACGAUCUGUUAUUCUCCAGGUCACGUUACGAAGUUUGUUUACAAAAGCAUCAUAUAUGAAAUAGUUACGGAUCUCUGCUCCUUUGUAGCCAUCUUCGCUUUCAUAUUAUCAAUCGAUUAUCGACAGUAUCGACACACGUUUUAUUCAAUACUUAAGAUUUUUUUUCAACAAGUUUCCCGAAAAAAAUAUUUUUUAUCUUUUACGCUUUUGUAGUUUAUGAGCCAGUGGAACGAAACUUCAUUUUCCUUGCAUGUCGAAAACACAAAACACGAAAAAUAAAUUUUUUCAAUUGGUUGCAUUUCUUCUUCUCUUGACUGUUUCUCUAUCACAAACAAGUUACACGAGUCUUUUCCAGCACGUUAAAUUUUGCGUGACAAUUCAUCGGCGACGCGCAAUUUUACUGCAAACUCAAAUAUGUAAAUUUCGUAGAACGAAAUUCGAUACUCACACUGUCUUCUCGCGCCACGAGGUCCUGAUCUCUUUAAUUAUACUUCUUCAAGUGAUGCUUUCUUCGACUUCUUCUUGACGCAGUGCGAGAAAAGUACAGUUAUGUUUCCUACGCGACCUUGCAAUUCAUUUGCAGAAUUGUAGAAUUCAAUAGAAAUUACAUGAAACGCACAAAAUUUGUCUGUGACGUGAGCGCAUAAGGAGUUCACAUGAGGAAUUCGCUUAUCUGUUAUACAAUUCAACAGAAAAUAUACGAAACUCACAAAAUUUGGCAUCGUAGGGAACAAAACUACUUCCUUGUUCACUUCAAUUAGAGAUAGCAAAAUUUCCAGGGGGUGUACGAAAAUUUUGGAAAUUCCGGAGGGGAGGGGGGGUCAUACGGCAAAUCCCUUCCGUGGGGGGGUAUGGAUAUUUUCUGGAACCACACAAUAUAUUUAAUUAACGGCUAUGGCAGUGAUUUUGUUACAAAUAGUUAUGGUGAGUCCUAGGACUCAUCUUGCGAACAAAUCAUGAGUCCCACUACAGAAUCAUUGAGUCCCUGUUCAAAAAAUAACAAGUCCUAAAUUGAAAAUGCUUGGCCCUUUAUGUGACCAGAUAGAUAAAAUAUAUUCUUUUGUAAACCACACUGAAAACUAAAAGAAAUAUGCGUGGUUAAACAACAGACACAAGAACAGCCACAGAAAUCACACGAACAGGAUAUUCUACAAAAACAUCCUCAGAUCGAUCAGUUGAUCAAUAUUUGCAUCCUACGGGAUGCAUGCCAUGAACUUUUGUGCAUCUUUGGAGAUUUUUAUGCAUCAGGGACACAGGAUGCAGAGUUAACAAAAUUAUACUGCUAUGACUGACUUUUUUUAGGACUGUUGGUCAAACAAGAAACGAGACCCUCGUGGUAGUCUUCGGCCAGACAGGACCAGAUUCCCCAGUGGAAUGAAGGCCCUUGCAGACUAUGUGAGAUGUUUAAUAUAUAGUACAUUAUUAAUUUUGUGUAUAUAGUUAAGGUAAUUCCCAUCAAAAGGACAUUUCAUGCUGGUUUUUUACCCUAUGUGCCUGUUUAUGUAAGUGAAGUUGCAAUGAACGUUAUGCGCACUAAGUGAUGUGCAGUGCAAAACAAGGGAACUACCUUAAGUAGUUUUCUACCUUUUGACUGCAGAUGUACUGUGGGUUUAUCAUUAGUUAGGGGAAUGGGGCGGUGGUACAUACUCAAGAAGGUUUUGGGUGGCUGUAUCUUGCAAAGGUCUCUAAAUUUGCACUCCAUUUUAAAGGAUUUGCAUUGAAGGCAAAGCUACAUGUAUGUUUAAGAGUUACAGUAGAUAGUAGAAAAGGCAUACAUGGGCCAAGGAGGUGCAAAGAUGGCUGUAGUGUUAUCCCUGAUUUGAAUUGUUAAUAUGUUAGCACCAAGAAGUUUUGCAACUCUUCCAUGGAGGGGAUGCUAGUCCAUAAUUGCAGGGUUCUCCCUUGAGCAGCUGGUUUCCAGUAUCCAUUUUUAAAUAAGAAUUUAAAAUAUAAACACCUGGGUGGAGAAAGAUAAGGUGGAGCAACGAUUUUUGUCUCAGGAAACAGUGACUUAGUGAUUUCUAUAUAUUUAUUUCCUAGCUUAAUACUAUGAAUUUGUGUUUCCAAAAACUGGUAUAAUAAUUAUGCCCUGUUCUAGAUGUCUCAGGUGGUGUAUCCUGUCUAGAUCAAACUCCCCACAGAGGUCAGCAAGCCAUAUCACUGUAUAUAAGCACAGUGAGGGAGAACCCUCCCGCCUGGAUUAAGUGCAGUGAAGGUGUUUGCAAAAUCAAAUAAAUUAUUACCCCUGAGAACAUGAAUUUCCUUGGCAAAAACGUUUUGUACUCUAUUUUGAUAUUAAUUGUCUGUAAAUCAAAACAAUUUGAUAUUCCAAAUUAAUUAAAAUAUAUUUUUGUUUAAGAGUUGCAGCACUCUUAGGUUUUGUGAUUUUGCUAAUUGUUUUACUCUUGUGAUACACAGUUGCAUGGCAAAGGACUGAAACUUGGAUUGUAUGCCGGUAUGUGUCAUUUACUUAUCAAAAUGUUAAUGAGAAAGCUGAAUCAAGAACUUAUCAUUAGCCAUCCCCCCCAGCUUUAAACCAGGGGUCAUCUGGUGGCCUUGUCCAAUUCUGUGAUUUUGAAAAGCAGAAUCUCGUCAGUAUUUUGAGAGUUAGAAUCACGCCAGUCUAGUCAUAUGAGAAAAAGGGUGGCUUAAGAAAUAGCUUUUAGUUGUAUUUAAAUUAAUUAUCUUUUUAUUUGUGGAUCAGAUUAUGGUUUUCUGACAUGUGGUGGUUAUCCAGGAAGUAUUGAACACAUUGAACAGGAUGCAAAGGUAAAAUAUUGAAUUUAAAAUAUAUUUUUAAACACACUUUUGAGCCCUUCAAAUAUUACUGUAUGUUACUUGUUUAUUACCUCAGAUAGUUUACCCAGGGGCAGAAUUGCUGAGACUUACAAAACUGGAGGAAGGAGGGUAAUGGUAAUCUACAGAAAAAAGAUUCAGUUAUUGAGGAUGUAGUGUUUUCAGUUGCUUUUUAUGUAAUGUAGGAAAACAUAAAACCGGGCUUUAGAAAUUCAUAUUAAGUUGAAGAAGAAAAAGCUGACACUUUGCCUUUUUAUUGAUAACACAGACCUUUGCCAGCUGGGAAAUUGACUACCUCAAAGUUGAUGGUUGCUUUUCUGACCCAUCUACGUUUGAUGUCAGUUACCCCAAGUUCACAGAGGCUCUAAAUGCAACUGGACGGCCAAUCCUACUAAGUUGUGAAUGACCAGAUUACCAGCAAAAAAUUGGCAUCAAGGUGUGUAAAUCAAACAGUCAGAUGCAGGGCGGUAAAGUAGAGCUAAUUGGGAGCAUGACAUCCAACAAGAUUAAUUAAUUUCUUUAAAAUACUUUUUCAGAAGGUGUUAAUAAUUAACUAGAAUUCGAACAUCUUCUCUAUUAGCAUAUUUUUCAUAAACAGUAAAAACCUCAUCUGCAUGUAACAAGAGAAAAAUCAAGUCCUUUGAAUGCUUUACAAGUAUUUCUGAGACCGCCCCCUGUGAUAAAUCACUAAUGAAUAUAAGUCCUGCUUUGUAAGGGACUUGGCUUGCUCCUUCUUUUUUUUCAGGGAUUUACCAACAUCCACCAUCAAAAAGAUAAUAAUUAUACAUAUUCUGUAUCAGCCUCUCACCACACUUCUUUCAGUGGGAAUUUAAGUUUUAUUACUUUUAUUUGCUUCAUUUAUGUUUUCUGAUCCCUUCCUCUCCCUAAGAAUUUUCAAUGCAUGUCCUCAGUGGACCUAAAAGUAUGUUUUGUCACCAACAACUGCAUAUUCAAUAAUUAUUUGUCAUCUUCUGGAAAUUUUAAAAGAUAAAAACUUUUUAGCAAUUAUGAUUAUAGUAGGCAGCAUGGCUGAGUGGUCAGUGUGUCGGACUUGCAAUUACCUGGUGGUCCCGCUCUGGUCUCUGGCUAAGCCGGAUUUUAAAUCCUUGGCCACUCUUGUAAAUAGCCAAUUGGUUGUCUCCUGGCAGUUGGGGUUUUUAAUCUUGUUACGCUUAAUUAAUUAUAUUUGAAUUAUUUGUUUCUAAUUAUUUGAGUGGAAUGCCUGUAAACUAGCUGGAUAAAUGAGAUCAACUAUAAACAAACCUUUAACCUUCUUUUUUAAACUUUUAAUACUAUUAUUCAGUUGGACAAAACCUUCUGGUUUAACACCUAUUUAACAUCUCUAAAACAUAGUUUGUUUUAAUUUAGCUUAUAUAAGAGUUCUCUCUCAUUACAGCCUGACUAUGCUGCUAUAGCUAGAAACUGUAACACCUGGAGAAAUUAUCAUGAUGUUCAGGUUGGGUGUUAAUAUUUUAUCAUUUAAUGUUUUUGGUUAGCUGAAUUUGGUUUUCAAUGCCGUAUUUAGUGAUUGCCAGAAUGGGACUGUUUAAUAAUGAGAAACACAUGAUUAAUGACACGUUGUGGGUUGAGUGCAAAUGAAAAGGUCUCCAGAUUAAAGUUCUUCAGAGGUUGGCCUUCUUUGUACUCAUGACACUUUGCUGUUGGCAGUCUAAGAACAUUAAUUUUCAUUUGCUCAUGUUUAAGUUUUGAUACAAAGCAAGAUGAAAAAACCCUGAAUACCAACUUGACGUAAAUAGUAUAUAUACAUGUAUCACUGACAUUAAUUUUUGAAAUUGCAGGACAAAUGGUCAAAUGUCUUACGCACUGUUGAUCACUUUGCUGAAAAGCAAGACACUUUUACAGCAGCAGCAGGACCUGGCCACUGGAAUGAUCCAGAUAUGGUGAGAAUACUGUGUACAGUCAUUCUGAGUCUUCUCUGAGGCAGGGGCGGGGGACAGCCGGGUCAAAAGUUACAAUGGAGGUGAAAAGUCUCACUUAAGGUGACUCGACCCAGUUUUUUUUUUGGGGGGGGGGUACCAUCCUACUUUGAAGCUCUCUGGUAUCCCCACCUUUACUUUUAUCGUAAGUCUAACACAUAGAAUGGAUAACAUGUAGAUCAAUCUACAAUAUAACAUAAAAUUUUUGGCGAUCGGAGUAAAUGUCACGUGGUUAUAAUGCCACGCCCCUUUGAGGUCUGAGUCAAAAAUCUGCUGUUGCCGGCAUUUUUUCGUGAAAAUCUCUCGGCUACACAUAGUGCGCAUUUAAUAGUGCCUUGCGCUGAACAGAGUUUCACCAAAAUCACAAAGACCCAAUUCAAGAAAUUCAGCGGUUUCCAAAUUUAGGUCAUAAUUCCCCGAGCAGGCACCCUAGUAACUCGCGCGUAUAUUAAGGACAGUACUUACAGUUCAAAUAUACAGUCAGUAUAUUAGAAAAAAAUUUCGAUUUGCUCAAACUGGGGCCGCGAGGAAUUGGUAGGUAAUGAUGACGUUUCUAUUGUUUGCGCCCGCAAGUACGAAAUGGAUAGGAUGACGUAAAGACAGAAAAUCCCGAAGGGACCGCUCAGGUAGAUUUUGUGACAUUUAUUGUGCAGUCAUACUUCGAUACUCUUUUGCGCCGUUACGCAGUGACAUUCUGUGGAGCAGUUGUUUUGAAAGUUAUGGACCAAAAGACAGUCGUUAAGCGCAGGGGAGGUUAUAAGGGGGCGUCGAUAAAACCCGGAACAUGGAACAUCCCGGAACAUUCCGGAACAUCCCGGAACAUCCCGGAACAUGCAAAAAUAAAAAAUAAUUUUCAUGAAAAAAAAUUAAUUAAAUAAAAUGAUAAUAAUAACAUAGUUUUUGUAAAAAUUAAUAAUAACAAAAUAACAUAAAAUAACCAAAAAAGAGAGAAAAAAAAAACACCAAAAAUAAAGAAAUGAUUAAGAAAAAGAAACUCAUCUCCGAGUAUGAGAAACAAUAUUUUGUCGCAAAUAAUUUGUUGGGCGAGUGAGGGUCCAUGCAAAUGACAGUAAUGAGUGAAGGCUUGCUUCUAAAUUCAAAAUAUAUUAAAAUGGGUAGCGAGGGGGGGAAUUUUCAAGCUUUAUUGACACAGCUACCUCUUGUAAAUGUUUGCCAUGACGGCUUUGCGACUGUAAGAAGAGCUUUGGGGUAGGCUUUUGUACGUUAUGCUAGCAUUUUUUUGAGCAUUUUAGUGAGGCAAAAGCAUUGAGCAUUAUUCGAGCAUUUUAGUAGCCUUUUGCCCGGAAAAUUAAUUUUUGCGAGAAAAUAAAAUAGAAAUUAACUUUUUUCAGGAGCCCAAGCCCCAUGAGCUCCUGCUUUUUUAAACAAAAUGAAGACUAAAAUUCAAAAUUCACAAAAAAACCUAAUACAGCCAGUUUUUUGGCUGUAUUUAUGAACUUGUACACGUUGUCGUUGUUACUUGCAACACUUGAACGUUUUUGUAAGUGUAAACUUUGAAAUUAAUUUUAAAAAAACCGUUUGGGGGCUCGUCACUUUGGACUUUAGUAACUUAAUUACCGACUCGGCUAGACAUGCCAUACUGCACCGACAUUUCAGACCAUCGCAGAACCGUAAAUGGUUAACCGCCAAAUGAUUAACUCAUGGCAAACAAUUACAAGAGGUAGCUGUGUGAGUAAAGCUUGAAAACCCCCCUCCUCGCGACCCAUUUUAAUAUAUUUUGAAUUUAGAAGGAAGCCUUCACUCAUUUCUGUCAUUUGCAUGGACCUUCACUCGCCCAACAAAUUAUUUGCGACAAAAUAUUGUUUUCUCAUACUCGGAGAUGAGUUUCUUUUUCUUAAUCAUUUAUUUGUUUAUUUAUAUUUUGUUAUUUUAUGUUAUUUUGUUAUUAUUAAUUUUUACAAACACUAUGUUAUUAUUAUCAUUUUAUUUACUUAAUUUUUUUUUUCAUGAAAAUUACUUUUAUUUUUUCAUGUUCCGGGAUGUUCCGGGAUGUUCCGGCAUGUUCCGGAAUGUUCCGGAAUGUUCCAUGUUCCUGGUUUUAUCGACGCCCGUUAUAAGGUGCGUUUAACUGUGUAUAUAUAAACACUUGGAGAAUUUGCCAGACCUUUGAUUUAUAUUGGAAACCUUGCCAGACACUCUUUCUAUCUCUUUGACCGGAAUAAGACUCAGCCCCAAACAAGCAAGACGAGUGAACAAAGGCUAGCUUAUCUGUCUAGCAGAUUGAUGGACAUUUACGGAAAAUCGUCGACAAUCAAAUUCUGUGCUGACUUAUUCCCUGCUCACAGAUGUUCUUCCGUUAUAAAGUUUCAAAUAAGACUAGAAUGCGCUAGCGUGAAUCGAUCAAACGUCCUUUUAAUUUCUAAGGCUUACUUUUCGGCAAAUCAAAUGAACUGAAUGUAAAAAGGGAAAGAGAAAUAACAAAAAAUUCAACUUCUAAUUAAAUCUUUUCUUAUGGUUUAGAAUAAACUAUUCUCGAAACUGAGAAUGUUUUGAUCAAAGCUGUGUAAAUCGAGCUGAAACUGUGCAUGGAACCUUGCGUUUCCUGUAUUUAUCUCACCUAUAUGUAUGGAAUAUGUGUGAAAAACUUAAUAAUGAAAAAACUUGAUAAUGUCACAGUUUUUCAAUGACCAUUAAAUUCAGAAUCCGGGUAGUUAGUUAAUCAAUUGUGGCCCUGAAAAAAUUUGAAGGAAAAAAAACUACGAAUUUUUAAGAAAAUGCUUUUUUCGUGAGAAGGACUCUUAAACGCUGACAAACGUCAACAAAUAGCUAAAACUAUAAUUUCUAUAUGUUUGCUUUGCUCGAAAUCGCGCGCAUUUACAAGCCCCUAAAGCUUUUUGCUGACUUGCAAGGACCCAUCUGUUAUAACGAUCCCCAAAAUAAAGGGUUAAGUCUCAUAGUUUAUAAGAUAUAAUCGUGUAAAGUUUGCUUAUCAUUUUCGCAUGAAUUAUGACCUAAAUUCGGAAACCGCUGAAUUUCUGGAAUUGGGUCUUUGCGAUUUUGGUGAAACUCUGUUCAGCGCAAGGCGCUAAUGCGCACUAUGUGUAGCCGAGAGAUUUUCACGAAAAAAUGCCGGCAACAGCAGAUUUUCGACUCAGACCUCAAAGGGGCGUGGCAUUAUAACCACAUGAUAUUACUCCGAUCGCCAAAAAUUUUAUGUUAUAUUGUAGAUUGAUCUAUAUGUUAUCUAUUCUGUGCAUGUUAGACUUACGAUAAAAGUAAAGGUGGGGAUACCAGAGAGCUUCAAAGUAGGAUGGUACCCCCCGAAAAAAACUGGGUCGAGUCACCUUAAGAUCACUUAACUAGGAGGACUUGCCACUUCUCCUCUUCGGCCCCCAAAUAAUGUUGAAUUUUCAGGAAGAUGGGUACAGAUAAGUUUGAAAAACUGGGGGGUUUUUGGCUUUUAUGCAUCACAUGCCUAAACAUGGUCAAGAUGAAAAGAGUUGAGUUAGGCAGGUUACCUUAUCCACCUAAGGUCCCUGUGACUUCCGUGUUAACCUUUUAAGUCCCAAUGGUGACCAACAUCAAUUUUCUCCUAACAAUAUCCAUACAUUGUCAAGAGAUUAGGUUAUGAGAAUUAACAAAUAAUCACCAAAGAGAAAAUGCUUUGAUCUUUUCUUAAAUUCUCUCAACUAAUUCUUAAAGGAAAUGCAUAAGGAUCAGUUUGGAGAAUUUGUAUGUUGAUAUUGGGACUUAACAGUCACAAUGUAAACUGGUUUUUAUCAUGAUGCAAUGAUUCACACUGUAUUUGCUAUCUAAAAUGUGUGAUAGAGCGUGUAGGUUUUGCUUUUGCUAGCAUGUUAAGCUGUCAGUGGGAGAAUCACACUUUUAAAUAUUAUUAUAUUUCUUCUCUCCAUACAGCUUAUAGUUGGUGAUUUUGGGCUGAAUUUCGAACAGUCAAAAGCACAAUUUGGUCUUUGGUCAAUCCUAGCUGCAGUAAGUUUUAAGAAUGUGUGAGCAUUAUAUUUUCAGUCAGAAUGAGUUUGUUUGAUAUAAUUCAUCAAGGAGGAUUAAGUAUUCUAUAUGUGUUUCAUAACAUGGCUCUCUAGAGAGUUUUCAAAAUAAUAAAAUAUUUCAAUGUCACUGCUGUUGAUUUCUACUCAUUACUUUUUUCUUUUACUGUGUGAUGAUAUCAGUGAUAGUUUAAAGCUCAUUAUCUGCACAGAAAUUUUUCAUGACUGCAAAAACAAAAUGAAAUAAUUAUUAUAAUUUUACAAUUAUAAUAAUUACUUUAUGUAAAUAUUUUUAAAGUAAUUUUUAAGAAUAAUAAUUUGGCUUUAAUUUUUUUAAUAUUUUUAUAAGCUGGGAACAGUACAAUCAUUUGUGCCACUAUCAUCUUUUUUUAUCUUCAGCCUCUUGUUAUGUCCAAUGAUUUAAGGAGUAUUUCAACACAGGCCAAAGAUAUUCUUCUGAACAGGUAAAAGUAUUUUAAUUAACUAAGCAUGAAACAAUGAUGAGCAGUUUUGAAAAUCUGAAAAUGUACUGGCAGUUGUCUCCAUUCACAGAUGCACUGUUUCUAUUUCUUUCAAACAAUAAUCAGAGAGUACUUACAGAGCUCCUGGAGAAGGAACAUAAAUUUGAAUUCAAUUUUCACUAUAAUAAUUAUUUUCACUAUAAAUAAUUAUAAUUAUUAUUCCCCUUUCCUUUCAGAGAAGUAAUUGCUGUUGAUCAAGACAAGCUUGGAAUAAUGGGUCGGAGAGUGGUGUGUAUGAUUCUCCCAUUAGUUGUUUGAUUACAAAAUGAAAAAUAACAUAACAGAGUAUUGCUUAACUCUCCCUUUUGUCUCCUCAGAUGAAACAAAACACUUCGGAAGUGUGGUCACGACCUCUUUCAGACGGCAGUGUUGCUGUUUUGUUAUUCAAUCGCAAAUCUGAUGCAGCUAUUAUAGAAGCAGAUUUUAAGCUGGUAUGUAUCAACUGUUGAUGAUAGAGAUGGUGAUGCUUGAUGAUAGUAAUAAUGGUGAUGAUAAGUCUGAUAUUGAUGAUAAUGUCAAAUGUGGCAAAGGACAAGGCAAAUGAUAAUCUAGACUAGCCCACAAGUAGACUUUUUGAGCCACGAAGUCAAAGAUUGAGCAAACAUCAAAAGAUGUGACUAGUUUAUUUGUCUUGCCUACAGUGAUUCAAAUUAAUUUAAUAUGCAUAUUGUGGGGCAAAAAUGUUUCAGAGUCUCAGUUAUCGAUGACUGGCAAGUACAGCUGGCAAGUGCAACACCAAAUUUGAAGGAAGUAGUGUGUCUUUUGUACACAGAGUGUCCUGAACUCAUCAGGCAAGAAAUUUCAGUUUCCCUCCUGACUGACCACCCGUUAAAACAGACUUUUAGGAAGUCUAAUGAUGAUGAUGAUGAUGAUGAUGGUUAAGUACAUAGUAAUGGUGAUUGAGGGUGAUGAUGAGUGUUAGUGUCAGUGGCAAUGAUGGUUGUUUGGACAGAGCAGAAGUGUACCAUUUUUUUGACUGCCUGUUUCAUUCAAAUCGAAUCAGAAUCAGAUUAAAGUCAGCUAAGGACAAGGCAUCAUUCACAUAAAAUAUCACUUGAGAUUUCAAGAAACAGAACAGUCACAUUCCUACAAGCCAACAUUAAAUCAUCUAGUUUUCUCACUCUCAGGUCUAGGCUGCAAAAAAAAAAUCAAAACCAUACCCAUUGUUCUCACAUCCCCUUUCUUUUUUGGUUUUGCAGAUCGGAAUUACAUCAAGCACAGCCAAGGCUAGAGACCUGUUUGCUCAUAAAGACCUGGGAAAGUUUACAAAGUUCUUUAGUUCCAAAGUUAACCCAACAGGGGUGGUGAUGGUUAAAUUGACUCCAGUUGAAGAUGUUUUUUACAGAGAGCUGAGAUUCAUUUGAAAUAAAAGGCUUUGUUUAUCGCCUUUACAGUUUUUUUUUAACUUGUGGAUGAAAUCUGAAACUGUGACCUCUCUUAAGCAAGCAAUGGAGCAGUAUUUUUCUUUAGUUGUCUAGUUUAUAAUAGCUGUAGCUCUAUUUGUUUUAAAACAAUAAAUUAACACUGAUCAAUUCAACAGAGAUGGCUAUUUUACUAAUUUUUGGGUCUGUGGAUGAGAUCCUAAACAAAGUUUUAAUAAUUUAGUGUCAAACAUUCAGAUGAUGGCUUUGGAGUAGGAAUUGAUGAUGAUCCUGCUGAUAAAAUUUAAUUUUAUGUAGUCACUUAUUAAAAGAAAGUUUACAGUGUUGUUAUAGCAAAACAGAAAGAGGGGGAAAGUAUUUUUUUGUGUCAAAAUCCAAGUAGCAGCUAACACACUCUAUUCGUCUAGGCACAUUGACUAAGACAUCUACUUCUGUAAUA